Molecule: messenger RNA, 3196 nt
Organism: Xiphophorus couchianus (Monterrey platyfish)
Lineage: Eukaryota; Metazoa; Chordata; Actinopteri; Cyprinodontiformes; Poeciliidae
Gene: gpr171
Product: G protein-coupled receptor 171
Exons: 5
Coding region: 1479-2528 (349 amino acids)
Biological process (GO): G protein-coupled receptor signaling pathway
Cellular component (GO): membrane
Molecular function (GO): G protein-coupled purinergic nucleotide receptor activity
Source: RefSeq, a predicted model, not a curated record
ACACUUCCUCUACUAGCAAACCUAAUUUUUAGCUCAACACUUUAAUGCUUUUGCUAACCUUGAAAACGUUUGGUUCACUUCGUUUCCCUUAAAUUAACUUUUCAGGAUCAAUUCUAAUUUUCUUGGCUGUUUUCUAAACUUUCAGUGGAAUAAAGUUUGAAGUUUUGGUUUUUAACUGUUGAAAAUUCUUUAAUUAAUUAACUUUUAUUUGACCAAAUAUCUUCAUGUCAAACAAGUAACACGGACAAAAUUAGACAGACAGUAUAAACAUGAUAUCCUAAAACAUGUAAAGCAAAUAAAUGUCAAAAUUAAAUUGAUGCUUGAGGGUCACAGUCUUUCUACAGCAUUUAUAAUUUGAACUGAACAUUGUGCUUCAACACCAGCUUCUGCUAAAUACCGUGUUGGCAUAGCACUUUAGCAUUAGCUUUAGCUAAAUACUUGUGAUUUAGGGUUAGCACAACUUACCACUGCACUCAGGUGAUUCCACUCGCCGAGACACUGCUAGCUCUAACUGACUGGACUAUUUUAUCACCUUGACAUUAAAAAAAAAUCUUUUUCUUAAAAAGCCACAUUUUGGUGACAUUGACUGAUUUGUAAAGGCAAUAAAAAAGGUAAAACAUGUAAGGUGGUGAAGACUUUAUCCAGACACUGUAAACACCUUCAUUUAUCCGCAGCAUGUUUGACCUGAUUUACCUUCAGAAAGUGGAAAACAUGAAGGUAGGAGGAGUCUGAGGCCUGCAGAGGUGUGAUGAUCAUGCGGCUGAUUCUGCUGUGAACUGAGUUUAUCAGGUUGCUUCAGAUCAACUCUUCUUCAGUUGGCUGGCAGCUCUAAACAUGUUAUUAGGCUCAAUCUGCAAAGGCCAUCUCAUGGUUUAAGCAGAAAAAGCUGCAAAGCCUUCAGGAGGAUUAUGACCUUUAAAAACAUUGGCAGCAGAACGCCGCCAUCGCUCAGGAACAGGGCGAACAAACUGUUAGAGCGGGCGGCCAUUACUGGUGAUGACACCAUUACUGGUGAUGACACCAUUACUGACACCACUAAUCGGAAACCAUGACCAAUCAACCCAUCAGGUUUCAGGAAGUCCCUGCGUUAUCUGAAGGCUGCAAUGUUCCUGUUAGCUGAAACAGUUUCAUCAGCUUCGUAAUCAGAGUCACCUCAACAGAACCAAAGGAUUAGAUCUGCUGCUGUUGAUCCAAUCCAUGAUCCAGCAGAACCAACAUCAAGCUGGAUUUAAUUCACUUUAUUCAUUUAGAGAUGAUUCACCAGAAACCUCAGGUCGGAUUUAUACCCAGAUCCAUGUAAUCAGUCGUUGACAAUAAGUUAUCCUAGCCGUUUUCAUUCAGUUGUUAACGGUUGUUGAUGUGGCGUCAUCAAGCCUUCAUCAUCUGUAAAUGUGUAAGAGCUGUGAUCUCUUCCAGCAGAAAGUGAAGCUGCAUGUAGCUGAGCAGAAGAAGACCAACCUACAAUCACGACGAGUCAGAUGGAGCUGAUCACGGUGCUCCACUCCUCCAACAUCACCCCUACAGGAGGACCUGCAGAGAACCCAUGCAUCGUCAACGACCAGAUGGGUCCCUUCAUCGUCCUCUACAUCCUCAUCUUCACCUUGGGCCUGCCUGGGAGCCUGCUGUCCGUCUGGGGGUUCAUCCAAAGCCGCAGGUCUCAGCAGAAGCACAGCACCUACGUCUACCUGAUCAACCUGCUUGUGGCCGACAUCCUGCUGCUCUUUGCCCUCCCAUUUAAGAUCCUUAAGGAUCUCGGCUCAGCAUCAUGGAAGCUCAUGGUGUUCCACUGCCAGGCCAGCGGCGUCAUCAUAUACAUCAGCCUUUACGCAUCCAUUGCCUUCCUUGCCUUCAUCAUCGUAGACCGCUACCUGAAGGACCACCACACGGCGCGCUCUCUGCGGCUGCAGGAGUCCAGCUUCGCCUGGCUGUUGACGAUGGUGGUCUGGAUCUUGCUGCUGCUUAUCAUGGUGCCCAAUAUGGUGCUUCCCACAAAGGACUACAAGGUGACAAAGUACCUCAGCUGUUCAUCUUUGAAGGAGAAAAUCAGCCUCCACUGGCACACUCUGACCGUGUUUCUCAACACGGCCCUCUUCCUCAACGCCUCUGCAGCCGUGCUCAUCUCCAGCGCCCUGGCCCUCAAAAGACUCCUGCACAGUCACAGCGACCCCAAACUGUGGCUGGAUGCCAGGAGGGUGGUGCUGAGUGUGACGGCAAUGGCGCUGGCCUACACCCUCAGCUUCGUUCCCUACCAUGUGGUGCGGACGCCGUACACUCUGGCCCAGGCCGAGGUCAUCAAGAACUGCCAGACCAAGAGGCAGCUGUUUCUGGGGAAGGAGUCCACGCUGUUCCUGAGCCUGCUCCACGUCUGCCUCGACCCGCUUCUCUUCUUCAACCUGGAUGCUGCGUUCAGAGAAACAGUCAGGAGGCUCCUUCGCCGCAGCAGAAACCAGGCCGUUGAAGCAGAUCAGCAGGUUGUGCAGGAAGUGAUGCUGCCAAAAGUUCAUGCAGAGGAGGAUACUGCAGUCUAAUCACAGGUCUACAAAGACGAUGAGCAACAUUGCAGAUGCUGCAGCAGAUGUUCAAGAAACUGGAUGUUUUUGGUAAUUCAGGAACAAAGAGCGACUUUUGGGGCAUUGUGUGGCGCAGUGGUUAGAGCUGCAGUUCGUAUUCAGACGCCUCGGACCUCAACAUGGCCGUCUUGAGUUCGAGUCCUCACUUCCUUUGCCUAUCCGCCAUUUGCUGUCAGAUUACUGCUGGAUGAAAGCUAGUAGUGCCAAAACACCCCCCCCCCGGACUUUUAUCUUCUCAACAGGUUUAAGAUGGCUGAACUGGAAUACUACCAGGACUUAACUGGUAAUAAUGACGAUCCUGUAUUUAUAUUGUUUUUCUUGCACUGUCUGCACUGCCUUUGGAGCUGACUCUUUAUGACUUUGGAGGAAUGUUAAGUGACAGAAUGUCAGCAGAGAAUGGAUUCACCCUCCAGAUCAACAUCACAACCCUGAGACGUGAUUACUGGUGAACAAUUCAGGAGAUUGUGAGACUGUUCAGUGAAUCGUUCAUAAUUUAAGUGCAAUCAUUUAAUUUCAUUGUUUUUAUGUAGUUCCUGGAGUUGCAGUCAGUGGUGAAGAAACAGUUAAAUGCAUUCAUCUGCUUGAUGUGUGAUGGCUUGUUGAAUAUUAAACUAAAUUAAAUGCAA